Messenger RNA from Brassica napus (rape), 1947 nucleotides. RefSeq lists its product as uncharacterized. The transcript is spliced from 7 exons. Bases 728 to 1270 code for a protein of 180 amino acids. Lineage: Eukaryota; Viridiplantae; Streptophyta; Magnoliopsida; Brassicales; Brassicaceae. The record is from RefSeq and is a predicted model, not a curated record.
UUUAUUAGAGUUUGGAUAAAAAUAUUAAAAUAAUAUGCAAUACUAAUAAUGGUUUUGAUUGUAAAAACGAUAAUAUUUAAGUUAAAGCAUAAAAUUUCGGGUUUUCGGGCCGGUCCUAGCCCAAACGGGCUUACGCCCAAGAUACCCAAAACCCAAAUGGACUUAUCCCAAAUAGCCCAAUUUUUUUGGGCCUUAUAAAACUAAGCCCAAGCCCGGUAAUUCUUAGGGCCAGGCGGGCUCGGGCCGCGGGUUUUGACCAUAAUUGACAUGUCUACCCAUAUCCACCCAAAAAUAUAUAAUACUAAUUGUAUCACUAAGACACUAAUUAUAGGUACUAACGUUUACCAUCUAUCUAUCUAUAUAUAUAAAGUAUGGUUUGCUCUCUCCUUAGAGAGACACCUAGGAUGCCACAUAAGAAAUUCAGUUCACAGAAUUAUGCCACGUGUCCACGUGGAAACUCUAUCUCUACAGAGACAACACGUGUCCUCAUAUGUGCUUCGUUGGGCUUCGGUUAUCAAAGGGAAAGGCCCAUCUUCCGGUGAGAUGCUAACCCUAGAUUGCGAUCUCUGGAGGUCGUCACCUCCGCACCGGCGUGACGUUUCCUGUACCUUCCGCAUAGAAACGGUUCAGCCUUUACUCCCAUUGAUUGGUACCUCCACUAUGUGUCUUCAAUGUGAUCCUUGCGUCUCAGAGGCGGUGGGUUUCUGCGUAUAAAUAGAGUUUAGUCAUGUCUAAUCCGAGGGUUUUCUUCUCAGACCUCAAGUCCGGCAAGUGCUCAUCCGCUGUUGAAGCUCGGCUUCUGCGGUUCUGGGAGGCGAAAAAUGUCAAACGCUGUGGGGAGCUGAUGUGGGUCGACUUGCUCUUGAUUGACGUCAACUCGACAAUGAUGCAGGCCACCAUCUAUGCUAACCGCCUUUCAAGGUUCCGUUCCAAACUCGCCGCCGGGACGAUGUUCACCAUCUCUGGAUUUGAUGUGACUCGAUGUGCUCAGAAUUUCAGACUUACCGACUCUCCUCUGAUGAUCCGGUUCAAUGAUUCCACCGCCUUUGAUGAGCUAACCAAGCCGGUUAGUCCAUUACCUGAAGAAGGAUUCCGGUUCCUUGAUCACUCCGAAUUGAUUGGUCUAGCCAACACGAAUGCACAUCUACCAGACAUUGUAGGUGAGAUCACUGCAGUGAAGAGUAAUGUGAGUGGUACUCCUGGAGAAAAGAGUCGACUCAUGGCAAGUUGGCAACCAUCAAACUGGAUAAGGAUUCAACGGUCACCUUAAGUCUCUUUGAAAGUCAAGCUGAGACUUUUCACAAAAGGCUUGAGGAUAUGCAUGGUGACCCCAAAGUUGUUGUUGCAACCAGCAUUAAUCCAAAGAUGAUUGGAGGUGGUUUGUUCUUAAAUGCAACAUCUGGAACACAUGUCUACUUUGACAAGGAGACUAAGGCAGGGGAGUACUACUUCUAUAAAUUGGUCGCUAGGGACAAUGGAGUCUCAUCUGCUGCACCAUUGCUGAAAGGAUAUGCAAAGGUGGAGACCUUGACCAUAUCGGAACUUACAAGUUUUGUCGCCUCUGCUCAACCACAGGACAUUGACUUUGUCUGCACCGGGAAAGUGGUUCGACUGGACGUGGACAAGGGAUGGUGUUACGUUGCAUGCGCUAAAUGCAGUAAAAAAUUGCAGCGUACAGUCUCUGCUUUGGAGUGUUUGCGAUGUAAUAAUCCCAAUGCUGUCGGAGUUCUUCGUUACCGUCUGGAGUUGGCAAUCGCUGAUAGCACUGCUGAAGGUACAUUCGUGUGUUUUGAUGGUGUGAUGACUAAGCUGCAUAAUCGUAAAAAUUAUGUAAUGUAUGACAAUUAAGUUUUCCAUUGAUUUAGAUUAUUUUAUCUUAUUAAAACAACAUAUAUUCAAAUAUGGAAUGAAUUUGAUUUUGAAUAUUUAUACAAUUAAAUUCACAAA